CUACAAAACAAGUAGGUCGAUUCAAAAAGGAAGUAAAUAUAAAGUUUCAAGAUGGCGUCUGGUGGGUGUGAAAACACAUCAGAUGAGAUAUUCAGUUUUAAAUGUUCGCCUUGUCUGGUUAAUAAUCGGAAUAGAGAAGCUGUGAAAUAUUGUGUGGAAUGUCAGGGAUAUUAUUGUCAGUCCUGUGCUGAUGUUAUGCAUAUGAUGCCCGGUGUAAAAGGUCACACCUUUUUGGAUAAAUUAAAUUAUAAGUCAUCAAGACUUUCAGCAGGAUUACCAGCAGUUCCGACGGAGAGAUGUAGCAUUCAUGAGACAAAGAUCGUGGACAUGUACUGUGGUAAUCAUGAUGAGGUUGGUUGUACAACUUGCAUGGCUUUAAACCACAGGUCUUGUUAUGAUGUCCAAUCCAUUCCUGAUAUUAUCGAUAGUAAAUUUGAAACGACAAAUGUUGACAAAAUACACCAAAAGUUGCAAGAUAUGAAAAUAAUGAUGGAGAAAAUUAUGAAAACUAGACAAAGCCUGAUAGAAGACUUAAAAAAGUCUAAGAAGGAAGCAGUAAUGGCGAUAAAGGACUUUCGAAAAGAGAUGGAAACAAUUUUUGAACAACUAGAAAAGGAAUCGAUUAAAGAAUUGGAGAUGAAAUUCAUAGAAGAAGAGUCGAAACAGUUGGAAGAGAAGAAGAAAGCAGAAACUGAAUUAGAUGGUCUGAAACAAGCAAUGAACGACUUGAAGAAAACAGAAGGUAACAAAGCCCAACAAUUUGUCUCCAUGAAAAUGUCAUUGAAAAGAAUUGCAAACACGGAAGACGUAUCUCGUUCAUUGCAAACGCAUGUCGAUGCAGAAAUAUCAUUUAGCUUUGAUCCUGCUAUACCGGUAUUUCUACAGCAGUUGAAAACCUUUGGAUCGGUCCGACAUGAUUCUGCCACUGCCUUAAGAUCGCCAAGGACAACCGUCUAUUCUGUUAAAGGUAUUGAAAAUUUAAACAUUAGAGUCCAGAAUGACAACACAAAAACAUGUAAUGUGUAUGGGUCCUGUCUAACUGAAGAUGGAACACUACUGUUAGCUGAUGAUUUUCAUAAAAAGAUUAAACGUGCAGAUAUGGUGAAAAUGUCAGUGACAGAUUAUUGCUGUGUUCCUGCUGGACCUUAUGGUGUCUGUUGUACAAGUAAAAUCGAAGCUGCAGUCUGUCUUAACAAUAAAACAAUUCAGUUUGUCUCCCUUGGAAAUCAGAUGACAAUCACCCGUCAAAUGAAAAUGAACCAUCAUUGCUUUGACAUUACUUAUAAGGAUGAUAAAUUAUACAUAACUGACGACGCCGACUCAUUAUACAUACACGAUAUGGCUGGAAACGUGCUACAGACGGUAACUGGAAACAACAUCAGGAAAAAUAUGUUUGCAAAUUCCCGAUUUAUUGCUUUCAGUGAUGUUGAUGAAAAAAUGUUUGUUGCUAGUUGGCAUAAAGGUCUAGUUAUUAUUGAUGGUAAAGGAAACCACUGUCAGACCAUCACUGAUUCAGAAUUAAAUGUAGCGUCAGGAGUUUGUACAGAUCGUAGAGGAAAUCUGUUUGUUUCCGGGUUUAGUUCAAAUAACGUGAUACAGAUAGGGAGAGAUGGGAAGAAACUGGGAGUGGUCGUGAAAUCAUCAGAUGGACUGACGAGUCCGUUAUCGCUUUGUUUUGACAUGAGACAGAGCAAACUAGUCAUUACCCAAUACAACAGUGAUGUAGUGAAAAUAAUCCAUUUGCAAUGAAAAAGGCAAUUAAUAAACUUUAUUACUGUUUGAUGUAUUGAUGUUUGAUGCAUACCAUUCUUUUCUGUGUUAUAUAUGAAUUAAUGCUUCAUAUUUAUUUAAUGUUUAAACUAAACUAAAUGACAGGUCGUUUCUUACUUCCAGAUUUACUCGUCAAUUUGUUUUUAACUUGACAUUUGAAUCAGGCCUAAGACCACAGUUAUUUUUACUAAAUGUUCUAUAUAGGCACUUGACACUAUAGCACUUUUGCAUGCAUUCCAACCCCCAUAAAAAUACCUGAACUCAACAGCACUAUUUAAGAGAAAAUAUUCCAGCCACAGUAAACAUUGGGUUGACCGGCUCUUUUUUCCACCAUUUUGAACCAAAUCACAUGCGUAUGAAGAAUACUCUCGAGAUGGCCGCAAACAGGCAAAACAGGCCCUAUCAAAAAGUCAUCUUAUGCAUAUUUUGACAUUCUCAUUCUGUCAAAUUGUACAUGUACCUACUAUUUCAUAUCUCCUCUAUUAAAUCAUGCCAUUUAUUGCAGGUCUUUCACUCAAAAAUUCACCAAUAUUCACCAUCAAACAGAGGAACUAUUUUCCGCGUAACCACUUCCGUAUUGCAAAUAACUGUGGUCUUGUGCCUAUUUAGACCUAUUUUUCUCUUCAAACUAAAAAAAAAUUUACCAGUACAGUCUCAGAUGUAUAGCAAAUUGAAUCUGAAAGUUACACCUUUGUUGAACUAUGCACUAAAAUUUGACAGCUUCCAAUGUUACACAUGGUAUCGGUCAAAUCUGAGCGAAAAAAAAAUUCGCGUACUUUUCAGAUGAAAAAAAACCCGCAAAAUUCUAUAACUUUUUUGUUUGAUGAGAUUUUCACCCAAAAUAAAAAACAGCAUGUUUCCUUAUUACAUAUCUAUCCAAAUUAAGAGCCACUUCAAGUCUGAUUACAAUAUCACUGUUCCAAUUUUAGGAAAACUAUUCAUUUUACAAAAAGCAUGUCGAAACGCGUAGUCUACUCAUACGAAAAAGUAAAAUGUGAACUAAGAAAAAUCCUGUAGCUGUCACAUUUGCCCUUUUUAAGCAGCCCAGUAUGUUGCAAAUAUGAGAAUGAAUAGCUUUUGUACAUAUAUGUGUCAUAUACUUUUUAGUGAUCAUUCAUUUAUGGCUACCCUAGGUAAAAUGAGCCAAACAGCUCUGAAAAGUCCAAUAUGUGGGCUUACUAAAAAGCUUACGAGUCUUUCUGGAAUGUAUAUUUCACUCAAAUCUUACAGUUUACAGGCAUUCAGUGCACUCUGUAAAUGAAACAUGCACACCAUGACCAUUUACACUGCACAAAAUCUGACAUUGUGUAUCACAGCUGAGCUUUCUGGCAAAAACAGCCCCUAUCUCUAUAAAGAAUGAUUUUAAUGUACAUCACUGCCUGCUGAAUGUUCCAAACUGGCUAAAUUUCAGCAAAAACCUUAAUAAAUAUCAACCUGAGAAACUACAACUGGUGCUCCUAAUUUUUCCGGUGACUAAUAUCAAUGGAAGCGACCCUUCGUGUGAUCGAACCAGGAUGUUCUGUGUGAUUGGAAGGCCUGCGGCCGAACAACAUCUGAAAUAUGAGUCAAGCUAGUCAUAAUUGCUUAGAUUGAAUACUUAAACAGUUUACAUGAUUGUAUGUAUGUGCAAACUAUAUUUCAAAACAAUCUGACUGCAAAGAAAGUGUGAAAUGCUAAAAAGUGCCCCUCAAAGCACCUUUUUUAUGAACAUUUA
Mercenaria mercenaria is the source of this 3484-nucleotide messenger RNA. RefSeq lists its product as uncharacterized. Gene Ontology annotation, cellular component: nucleoplasm; chromatin. The transcript is spliced from 2 exons. Lineage: Eukaryota; Metazoa; Mollusca; Bivalvia; Venerida; Veneridae. The record is from RefSeq and is a predicted model, not a curated record. Gene Ontology annotation, molecular function: ubiquitin-protein transferase activity. Bases 52 to 1749 code for a protein of 565 amino acids. Gene Ontology annotation, biological process: positive regulation of DNA-templated transcription.